GCCUCAUCAGCCUCGUCGUGGCGUACAUUAUUUGCAUACCUUCUGUUGCCGUGGCAGCUUUCUCAUGUUUUGUAGACUUACUUAUCUCGAGAUACAAGGGCACCGGUUGGCCUCUAAGGUCCCUUCCUUUUGGAAACCUUUCCAAAAAUCUUUCUGAGCUCCGAGGAGAAAACAGAAAACAGCUCAACUGCCUCUUAGAGCGAUUACUUUCCCAAGCUUAGAACUGCUACCCCCUAUUCGAAGCCAUGGCCUUUACGGCUGUCCACUACCCGACUGACAAAGACCAAGGGCACAUCCCCUAUUGGCCCGACAAUGAGGAGCUGGGGGUGGCAAGCGAAAACUUCUUUGACCAAUUCGUCACCUUUGAUGGCUCAGAUCCCACGGCUGCGGCACUGAGUGUCGGGCUCGAGGACCCCCCGAGUCCUUCCAUCCUGCUCGAUUCCCUCAAUGACAACCUCACCAACUCAUCGGCCAGCGACCAGGGCACGCAAUCUGGGCAGGCCCAAAGCGAAUCAUCGGCUACGUCUGCUUCGCUGGGUACACCUUUGGCAUGCCCAGAAGAAACGCCACUAGAGCAUUGCAAAUCUGUUCCCGCGGAGCUCACCAACCCUCUGCUGGCAGACCCUAUCCUGAGCGGCGGUUCAAUCUCAGACUCCGAGUUGCUACGCUUGGAAGGCAUUUCUCUAAAGUCACCAAAACCAAGCGUCACGACUCCUUCGAGCCCGCCUUUUGCCACGAGUUCCCCUAGCCCUCGCAAACAUAACCGCGUUCUAGACUCCAUCUAUGCUACGUUCCGCCGGGCGACACAUCGAUCAAAACCCCGGAAACAGGCGGAAGCGAAUGCGGAGAUAAUGAUGGCAGAUGCGUUUAAGGGAGGAGAGCAUGCAUCCUACGAUUUGCCAGCGAACCUUGACCUAAGCGACUUCGGAGAUAUCAAGCUAGAAGACAUACCGGUCCCGGUUGACAGUCACGGCAUACCUGUAUCGCCGCCACUCACGGGCAGGAUCCCUCCCGACCAGAACUCGAACGAUAUUUUGAACUUUGUGAACGGCCAUUUCGACGACCCGUUCUGCGAUGGUCUGCUAGCACCACCCGCCACCAUCCACCCGGCGGGUAAGAGCCACGAUGGUCUCUUAGACACACCCAUCGACACCCCGAGUCUGAACGACGACCCCUUCUACCACGGAAUGGGCAUCCUAGACACCAACGGUUCCUCCUUCCGCCCACAGCCCAAGCUCCGGAGCACAAGCUCAGCCGAGUGGCCGAUGGAAGGCAUCCUCACCAAUGACACCAACGCAAACGCCAUCUGGUCCUCCUCCGGCUCUCCCUCCGGCCCGUCCUACGAUGCCGGAAACCCCAUGGCGAGUCCCGGGUGGUGGGACACGCCGAAUGGCCACCACUCCCACCACCCUCACCACCACCACCAUCACCGCGGCAACACCGCACCCCUCAACCUCUCCAUGCACGGCGCGCCACCAGAUCUGCCCUACGAGUACGGCGCCAACCCCGACCUCUCCGGCCUCAUGAUCCACAUGCCGCAGCCGCGCGCCCCGCAAGCAGCCGUCCUCAGCUCCGGCGCCAUGAACGACGCAUACUACAACGGCAGCGCCACCACCCCACGCCACCACCGCCGCCACUACAGCGAGCAACGGCGCCCGCGCCCACGCGCCCCAUCAUCAGGGGCCCGACACUACACCAGCACCAACGGCGGUGGGAGCGGGGUCCCGCGCACGCCGCUAACCUCGCCGCGCAAGAUCUCCUCGGGCUCGUCGUCGACGACGACGACGGCGUGCUACACGCUGCGCGAGGAACCGCCGUCGCCGACGCCAAACCAGAGGCAUAGGUCCGCGUCGGGGUCCUCGCUCGCGGUGCGCAAGAGGCGGUCGUGGCGCGGGCGGCAGAACCUGAAUUCGAAUUCUUCGGAGCCGCGGACGCCCGGGGGCGGCGCGCGCUCCGUUUCCUCGUCGUGUCGGCCUGGUGGUUUCGAGGGUUCGCUUUCGCAUUCGCAUGGGCCUGCGCGCAGGGUUAGUAUGAGUAAUAUGCGCGGUGAUGGCGAGGGGGGCGGGGGCGGGAGAAGGGGUGGAGGUGGUGGUGGGGGUGGGGGAGGAGCGCUGUCGAUUGAGUUCUGCAAUUAUACGCCUAGUGAUAAGAAGGUGCUCAUGAAUGGCGUGGCGCCGAGCGGGUCCAGCAAGACGAAGGCGCGUCGCGAGAGGGAGGCCCAGGAGCACAAGCGUAAGAUGAGCGAGGCGUAUAUGCAGGCUAUCCGCGCCGCGGGCGGGGACGUGGAGAAGUUGCGCCAGAACGGGUUCUUUGGCGGUGGUGAGUAUGGAGGAGCGCAUUGAUAGGUAGAUGAGGCUACUUGGUGUCUGGUUAAUGGGGGAAAAGGGGCAGAUAUGGCCAGGCUGGAUCUGAUAACCGUUUGGUUUCUCCGCGACGGGAAGCAAGUGUACGACUGAUGGGCCGGCGCAUGGUUAGGGGUGGCCUUCUCUCUACUUGACCGAGGUGUAUUAAUAUCGGCUCUGUGUUUGUAGCGUAUGGAUACGUGCGUGCGCGUGGCCUCCUUUCUCCCGACACUAAUUACUCCGCGCUGUGUGCGCGGUAGAUGCGUAAAAUGCUCAAGGGGCAUCCACGCCGGUAGGGAACAGCUGCCUUUGGCUACGAAUUAUACCUAAUUAAUUUAGCUACAAUAAAAGUUCUAAAGGUGUGGUUAAUAGGGACCUUAAAAUAAAUUUACAUCCAUACCUAGGUAU
Messenger RNA from Annulohypoxylon truncatum, 2750 nucleotides. RefSeq lists its product as uncharacterized. Lineage: Eukaryota; Fungi; Ascomycota; Sordariomycetes; Xylariales; Hypoxylaceae. The coding region runs from base 246 to 2342 and encodes 698 amino acids. The record is from RefSeq and is a predicted model, not a curated record. The transcript has a single exon.